Messenger RNA from Capsella rubella, 1415 nucleotides. RefSeq names its product mitotic spindle checkpoint protein BUBR1. Bases 59 to 1246 code for a protein of 395 amino acids. Gene Ontology annotation, molecular function: protein kinase activity. Gene Ontology annotation, biological process: mitotic spindle assembly checkpoint signaling; meiotic sister chromatid cohesion, centromeric. The record is from RefSeq and is a predicted model, not a curated record. Lineage: Eukaryota; Viridiplantae; Streptophyta; Magnoliopsida; Brassicales; Brassicaceae. The transcript is spliced from 11 exons.
AACUAACGGCUAUUGCAUUUUCAAAAAACUUUCCCCCAAGUGCAGCGAAGAGACAACGAUGGCCGCCGAAACUAGGGUUCAGAUCUUAGAUCCAGAAGCAGAGUUUCUGAAUUCGAAGCAGGAGACUGGUUGUGAGUGGGAGCUUUUCAAGGAGAAUGUCCGACCUCUCAAGAGAGGACGCAAUGUUGGUAUUCUCAACCACGCACUCAAAUCUCACACCGACCACCAGUUGAGGAAGAAUCUCGCCGAGAAACGCCGGAAGUUGAUUGAAGCCAUUGAUGAGUACGAUGGUGAUGACCCUUUAUUUCCCUGGAUCGAGUGUAUUAAAUGGGUUCAGGAGGCUUUUCCACCAGGAGGUGAAUGCUCGGGACUAUUGGUGAUAUAUGAGCAAUGUGUUCGCAAGUUUUGGCACUCGGAGCGUUACAAGGAUGAUCUCCGUUAUCUCAAAGUCUGGUUGGAAUAUGCGGAGCAUUGUGCUGAUGCAGAAGUGAUAUUCAAGUUUUUGGAUGUCAAUGAAAUUGGAAAGACACAUGCUGUCUACUAUAUAGCUCAUGCUUUGCACAUGGAGUUCAAGAAUAAGGUCAAAACUGCUAAUGAGAUCUUCAAUCAAGGAAUCUCUAGAAAUGCUAAGCCAGUGGAAAAGUUGAAUGAUGCGUAUAAGAAAUUCAUGGUGAGAACGAUGAGAAGGUCCAACACAGCUGAUGAAGAACCAAAGGACAAUAAUGACUUACCGUCAAGAAGCUUUGGCACUUUACUGUCCAGGGGAGAUAAUAAUGCAAGAAGGCAGGCGUUAGGAAGUUCUAACCCACAAGCCAAAAAACUAAAGCCAAAUCACUCAUCCAAGACGCCUUUUCCCAUCUACACAGAUGCAGUUUCAGACACUACAUCAGGGAAUCAACCAGAGUCAGACAAGUCAAAACCAGAGUUUGGUAGUUGGCUCAUGCUUGGAGGCCGAGCAGAGAGGAACAAAGAAAACAAUUCUUUACCUAGAAAAUGGGCAGCAUUCAAGGUACCUCAGAAACCCAUAGUGAGAACUGCAGCAGCCUCUGCUUCAACCUUUGAGGUUUUUGUCGAUGAAGAAGAAUGCACCAAAGAAGAGGGAGGAGACAAGAAGAAGAGUGAUGACACCAUCUCAUCAUCAUCAAACGCUCUGCCCCUUAAUGAUGGCCGUGAGAUAAAGAAAGAAACAGAGCUGCUGCGACAGAACCCUUUAAGGCACUUCCCACCCAACAGCUUCUUACGAUGAUGAUGCUAUUGGGCAUUCAUCUCUACACGAUCUUCUGGUUUGAGAUUUGAGCUUUUGUCUAUAAAGCUCCUUGUAAUUUGCCUAUUUGUAUUUUGUGAUGUACUGAGAUUUUUAACAAUGAUAAGCCUUGCUUGCAUGCUUUUGAAAUCUAUUGUUCUUUAAUUGAUCC